This is a messenger RNA of Osmerus eperlanus (European smelt), 4205 nucleotides long. RefSeq names its product H-2 class I histocompatibility antigen, Q10 alpha chain-like. Lineage: Eukaryota; Metazoa; Chordata; Actinopteri; Osmeriformes; Osmeridae. Bases 175 to 2412 code for a protein of 745 amino acids. Gene Ontology annotation, cellular component: external side of plasma membrane. The transcript has 25 exons. The record is from RefSeq and is a predicted model, not a curated record. Gene Ontology annotation, biological process: immune response.
CUAUGGGAAGGAACAAGAACGUCUCUAUCAAAACUUGAUGUGCAAGUUUACAUUUUCACUAUCUCGACGACAACAACAGUUGAAGAAGGGGACCUGUGAGAGCAGUCCAAGUCAAGCUGUAAAAACAAAAGUUUAUAAAAGAAUUUCGGACAGACAAAUGUGAGGGAACUAAAUAUGCUAUUUGCCGGUGCAAUCCUCGUCCUGUAUGAGAUGUUGGGGUCAGUUAACAGCGGACGCCACUCACUGGAGUACGUCUACACUGCCCUCUCCAAGCCCAUUCAUCAACUUGGUAUCCAUGAGUUCACCGCCAUGGGCCUGCUGAACGACAGGAUGAUCGACUACUAUGACAACGAUCUUCAGAAGAAGGUUCCCAAGCAGGACUGGAUGAAGGAGAGACUGGAUAAAGACUACUGGGACAAAGGCACUCAGUCACGCAAGUUCAAGGAGCAGUGGUUCAAAGUCAACAUUGGAAUCCUAAUGGACCGCAUGCGUCAGAAUGACUCUGAUGUCCAUAGUCUUCAGUGGAGGCAUGGCUGUGAGGUUGAAGAGAAGCAGGGUUCUGUGAGAUUCAUCCAGGGCUUUGACCAGUACAGCUACGAUGGAGACGACUUCCUGGCCUUCGAUGACACCUCUACACAGUGGGUCGCCCCUAAUGCUGCUGCUCUGCCAACCAAGAGGAAGUGGGAUGGAGAGCAGAUCCUGAACCAGUACACCAAGGGUUACCUGGAGAAGGAGUGUGUCGACUGGCUGAAUAAAUUCAUGGAUUAUGGCGAGAAAUCCCUUCGUGAAGAAAGUAAAGGAAAGCCUCCCGUUGUCGAAACAUAUGGUAAAGCGUCCAAAACCGUGGGGAAUGUCAAACUCACCUGCUGGGCCACUGGAUUCCUGCCUAAAGACAUCACCCUGCACAUCAGGAAGAAUGAGGUGGUCAUCUCUGAUGGCGUGGAGACUUCAGGAGUCCGCCCCAACCAUGAUGACACACACCAGAUUUGGAAACGUGUUGAGAUCCCCAUGAAUGACCAAGGAAAUUACGACUGCUUUAUUGACCACCAAGCCUUGGUUAAACCAAUUAUUGAAAAAUUCCCUGAAAACAAGUGUGGUGACUGUCCUCUGGUUAAGGUCGGGACUAUUGGUGGGGUUGUGGGCUUCAUCGUAUGCCUGGCCUUUGUUGGAGGGCUCCUGUUCAUACUUUAUAAAAGAGGCAUCAUCACUCUACCAAGACUUACAAUGGUAAAUGGAAGUAAUGGAAGUAAACCUCCACAACCAGUUUUGACCAGGCCGCCCAUCUACUCUCCGCCAGGGGGUGCAGCAGCCCCCUCCGCACUCCUACCUACCUCGAACUUGGUUCCAGGAAACUCCAGUGGUGGGACCCCAUCUCUGACUGGCAGCACUCAGAGUAUUGGUGCUUCUGCAGGAAACUCCAGUGGUGGGACCCCAUCUCCACCUGGCAGCAGUGUGGUCAUUGUUGUGUCUGCAGAGACAGCAGAUGAAUCAACUACACUCUUACUGAACAAGGAGUCCACACAACACAUGAACGUUUUGACCAGGCCGCCCAUCUACUCUCCGCCAGGGGGUGCAGCAGCCCCCUCCGCACUCCUACCUACCUCGAACUUGGUUCCAGGAAACUCCAGUGGUGGGACCCCAUCUCUGACUGGCAGCACUCAGAGUAUUGGUGCUUCUGCAGGAAACUCCAGUGGUGGGACCCCAUCUCCACCUGGCAGCAGUGUGGUCAUUGUUGUGUCUGCAGAGACAGCAGAUGAAUCAACUACACUCUUACUGAACAAGGAGUCCACACAACACAUGAACGUUUUGACCAGGCCGCCCAUCUACUCUCCGCCAGGGGGUGCAGCAGCCCCCUCCGCACUCCUACCUACCUCGAACUUGGUUCCAGGAAACUCCAGUGGUGGGACCCCAUCUCUGACUGGCAGCACUCAGAGUAUUGAUUCUUCUGCAGAUAAGAAAGAAGGCAGUGACAGCCGUUCUGAUUCUGGACACUCCAGUGGUGGGACCCCAUCUCUGACUUGCAGCACUCAGAGUAUUGGUGCUUCUGCAGAUUUUAACUCCAGUGGUGGGACCCCAUCUCCACCUGGCAGCAGUGUGGUCAUUGUUGUGUCUGCAGAGACAGCAGAUGAAUCAACUACACUCUUACUGAACAAGGAGUCCACACAACACAUGAACGAUAAGAAAGGAGGCAGUGACAGCAAUUCUGAUUCUGGACACUCCAGUGGUGAGAACUCAUCUCUGACUGGCAGCACUAAGAGUGUUGAUGCUUCUGCAGGGACAGCAAAUGAAUCAGCUGCACCCUUACGAAACAAGGACUCCACACAACACAUGGACGAUGGCAGCAACAGUUCUGAUUCUGGAGCGGGUAGCCAUGAAAGCCUAUCCCAGUCUUCCAGGGAGGAGGUGGUGUAGCCUCCCAGGCUGAACCAAAAUCAAGUAAUUCAGUUGUUAGUAAAUCUAACAAGCAUAUUAUUGAAAUCGUGAAUACACUCCAAUUUAAAGGGACAGGUGUUGCUCAGUGGUAGAGCAUUUGCCAGCUGAGCAAGAGGUCCCAGGUUCAAAUUCACCCCUGUGCACUGCUGUGGAUAAAAGCAAAGUGAUUAUAUAAUUCUAAAAUUUAAAAGUUUGUGGAAGUAUGGAGGUCGGAGGUUGCUGGUAGAAAUCCUUGAAUGGACGAUGGGGAUCAGUGAGUUGGAUGGCUGGCCUUAUCUGGAGGAUACCUUCAGUAACCUCUCAAGUCUCUGAAAACACUAGUUGAAAUCAUGACUGAUUAUGUGUGUGGAAGUAGCAUGUAGAAGAAAUUAGUGUUGUCGAACGCCCCUGAAGGAGCCUUCGUUUUGAUGGACUUUGGAGAAACAAUUUUGAAAAAAAAAAAAAAGAAUAAUGCUUAAUAAUGAAAAGUGUGCAUUUUGGCAAAUGUGUUUGACUUUGUGCAUACGUAUAUCCAAGUUGUGCAUUAAAAAGUUGUAGAUGCUUGCAUACAUAUAUAAAGGUUUUGCAAUUUCAAGUUUGGUGUUUUUAAGAGGAGUUUUGACCUCUAGCAUACGCAUGUGUUUUAUUAGAAAGAAUGUGCAUUGGCAAAUGUUUUUAAGAAAGUGCUUGCAUAAUAUUUUAAAGAAUGUUAAGAGAUAGCUGGAAAAUGUUUUAAGAACCUUUUUUACCUUUUUUGAAUUUUAAAAACUUUGUAGAUGUGCAUCUUAAAAUGGAUAUGUAGUAUUGCUAAUGUGUAAAAGUUUAAGACAGAGUGUUUCAGUAUGAUAGAUGCAGAGGAUGUGGUUAGGAAAUGCUUUAAUAGAUGAAACCACAUUUAACUUUUUGGAGAAUACAGGAAACGUGUAUUCCGAUACCUGCGUCAUGUCUAGACAGGGCCAUCACGUGUUAAAAUAAAUAAGAAUGAAAGUUGGGGGUAGAGAGAAAGCUCUCGGUAGUUGUACUUCGUGAGUCGUGAGUCGAGUAUUCGAGGUUUUUUCCUGAGACUGUUUUUUGUAGAGUGUCCAUCUGUGCCUAUUUUAGAAAAGAGUUUCUUUUUUGUCAGUUGUACUGCUGUUUUACUAGUGACCCAGGGUCCGCGUUUUCCUAUUUUUUUUGUCGUGCCUUAAUAAAGGAUGCUUUAGCUUACCUUUUUCUUUUCCUUUUUACACUUUUGUAUCUGUUCCAAUAAUCUGCCAAUACAAAUUUGAAAAGACAGUCGUUGCUCUACCGCCCAUUUGUGCGCCCCUCGCUCGAGACCAGGGGAUCCACUCAGCGCCCCACACCGAUGCUCAGGUGAGUUCCCCGGGAAUCGCGACCAGUCAUUUAGUCACGAAAACUGCCCAGCUGGUGUUUACGCGAAACAGGGUCUUGAAGUGUUCAUCUGCUCAGACACAUAUACUCUCUCGAUAGGUGCGGUGUUGCGUCUCACAGAUAAACAUAAUUUUAUUAUAAUUAAUGCUAAUAGGAUAUUUAUUAUUGGAGCCUUUUGUUGCUCGUAUAAUAAGCUUGAUGACUAAAGGAAACAAUGACUAAAGACUGAAUAAAAUGUUGAUGGUAAGCUAUGAUUCUUUUUCACACUUGCUAAUAAGAAAGUAUUCCUCUUGUUUAAAGAUACAUUGGAACAUCUGUCUAGGCUGUCUAGGCUGUGUUUCCAAGCAACCUGUGUGACUUGAUAUUUUUGUAACAUUAUUUUAAUAAUGAUGAAAUGAAAUAAAAAAUUAUUUUUGCCUUCC